AUGUCCCCAGCGUCAGGCGAGUGCCUGCAGUGCUACUGGUCCGGGCCGCUGGCGGAGCAGGUGCACCGGCGCGAGCGCGCGCCGCCUUGCGACGAGCUCUCCGACCAGGUCACGGCCUGCGACCCGGGCGCCAGGCGCCUGCAGUGCUGCUGGUGGCCGCUGGCGGAGCAGGUGCACCGGCGCGAGCGCGCGCCGCCCUACGACGAGCUCUCCGACCAGGUCACGGCCUGCGACCCGGGGUACACGCACUGCGCCACCGUCGCCUCGUCGCCGCGUACGUAUGCAACAUGUCCCCAGCGCCAGGCGCCUGCAGUGCUACUGGUGGCCGCUGGCGGAGCAGGUGCACCGCCCUGCGACGAGCUCUCCGACCAGGUCACGGCCUGCGACCCGGGGUACACGCACUGCGCCACCGUCGCCUCGUCGCCGCCCUUCGUCGAGUCCCGGUACUGCGUGAAGUUCUACCAAGACGAAUGCUACCUCCUGCACUGCAACUCGACCAACAACUACCGAAUGACGUGCCCCUGCCGCGGGGACCUCUGCAACGGCCCCAAAACCGACCGAGAGACCGACGCCUUCAAUGGACUGGUCAAAAUCGUCGCAAGAAAUCGAAGACUAAAACGAAAUGCCAUAACAUCCAGCACUUUCAUCAAUUCUGGUAAAACUAAAAUGAAUAAUAUAAUCGAAAACGAUGAACACGAAGAAAACGCUAUUGUUAACGAUACGAACAACGAAACUGAUGCCAACGUUACUGCUGAACAACCAACACCAGUAACAGAACCUGCUUCCAAUAUUACUAUGACGUCAGAGACAAUGAAUACAACGCCUGAAACACAAAUGGACAUGAAGCAGACAACGGAUGAACCUAAAAUGGUAGAAAGCAGUACUGAAGCCAGUAAAGAAAUGCCGAUCUCUUUAGAAGUAGCAACAACAAUGGCAGAAGCUCUUAAAAUAGACUCUACAACGACAAAAGCCCCAGAAAUGAUGAUGAAAGCUGAUGUAGUAAAAGAAAUGGUUACGACAAAAGCUCCUGAAACGAUGAUGAAAUCUGUUGAUGUGAAAGAAAUGGUGAGCAACGAAAUAAAACCAAGCAUGCAACUACCUACUGCUGAAGCGCUUCAGCAAAACGACAGUCCAGCAACGACUGAAAAAUCUAUGGAACAAAUGACUGAUACCACUACACUUACUACCACGACUGACGCUUACAAGAACGGGUCGCCUAUGCCACCGAAAUCUAAAAACGAUUCAGCAGCGGUGACCUUCAAUCCUUUUAUACUUAUAUGCAUUUUAGCAUUUAGUAUUAGUUUGUAAGUGCACUGUUAUUGGAUAAUGAGACAUUCUUUUAGAAUUACAAUCAUGGUUAUCUAUUUUCUUUCUCAUAACCUUAGGAAGAUUGAAUAGUUGUGCCGUAAAAAUAUGUGAUAAUGAUCUCUAUCAAAUAGCUUUAAAAAGACCGCAGUUCUCAUUCAUCACAAACUACUAGAUUAGUUAAUAUUAAGUAUUUUAAAAUCACUUUUGAGUGCAUAACACAAUUGUUGUAAUCAAUUUAUUGGGAGCAAAUUGUAUAUUGUAAAUAUUAGUAGAAUAUAAUAGAUUGAUAUUAGUGUGUAAAAAAAAUACAACCUAUUUUCUAAUACUGAAUAACCUUACUCUUCGCACUAUCAUUCGCAUCUUUUCUUUGUGCAGUAAUACAGUUUCGAAUCAAAUGCAGUGCUGUAAUAGAUUGACUAAAACACUACACGUAGGAUUCAUAAAUGUGAUAUUAGUUUAGAUAUAGGUACUUUUAAAGUCAAUAAAAAUCUAAUUUACA
Ostrinia nubilalis (European corn borer) is the source of this 1807-nucleotide messenger RNA. RefSeq lists its product as uncharacterized. The record is from RefSeq and is a predicted model, not a curated record. The coding region runs from base 1 to 1308 and encodes 435 amino acids. NCBI's taxonomy places the organism in Eukaryota, Metazoa, Arthropoda, Insecta, Lepidoptera, Crambidae. The transcript is spliced from 3 exons.